GCUAUUCUUUGCUAGACUGAGGUAUCAUUGGCGCACCUCUUCCCCGAGCAUGACAUGCGAAGUGACAACAGACGUCCCAAUCAGCCCCCUCGACUGCCCCCGAACCCCACCAGGGUGGACAGACUAGUGGGUGAGAUGCAGAAGGAGCAUCCAAAAGUGCUGAUGCUGAUCUCCAAAGCUGACGAAGUGCUGCGACAAUGGCAAGACAUAGUUUCUCAGCCGAUCCCUCCAGAGGUCAUUAUCACCAUGGACCAGUGGUUGGCAGCCAUCCGCAAAGUGCAGGCCAGAAGGCGAGAGGACACUAAUAGCCAGGCCAAUCGUCAGAGACACUUGCCAGUGGGUCCUGUGAAUGGUUUCAUGCCUGGUAUGAAUAACAUGCAGGGUGGCAAUUCAUCUCGCGGACACGAUGACAAAGACCGAAUUGCGUUGUGUCAAGCGGUGAAGGAACUGGCUGAAAUCACUCGAAAAGCGAGGAACAUGCAAUGGGUCUUUCUGCAGUUCACUCGAGAGGCCGUCCAGAAAAUCCAGAAUCACAGCAACGAUGUGGCCCAAGAGUCCAAUAUGUCUAGUGUAAACGCCUUGCUGGCCGAGGCCACUGAGAAGCGACUGUUGUCAGAGGAUAGCGAGGACUCGGUUUUUGAGUCUUUACCGCGGCAGAUUUGGAGCACUGCUGAAGGUGGGUUCUUCUGAACGUAAAAAGUUGUGGAAAAUUACAAAAAUUGACACUCAACUGAAGUUUUUGAAAAGCGGACAAAAAAUUGUCCAUAAAUGUGUGCCUUAUGUGAUAGAAGCUUUAAUUCGCAUGUGCUAAUAAAUUUAUGUGCAAUAGUGAUUGCGUUUUUUUUUCAUGAGCGCUGAGUUUUCUUAACAGAUGGGUGGCUAAAAUUGUAUGUUACAUGCAAGAGAAUUAUGUGUACCGUCUUUUGUUAAUUUGAAUGUAAAAAUCCUUAAAUUAUGCUUUUAUGUUCCAGUCUGCAGAGAAAAAUUGCAAUACAAAUUUUUAAUGACCACAUCUUGAAGAUGUAAAUUUUCGAAAUUCUUUAAAUUUACCUCAAAUAUUACUCUUCUUUGUUUUCGGUUUGUUUAUACUUUCUCCAAUCAAAUCACUUCAAAGUUCUAACGACUUUUGACGCUCAAAAGCUUCAAAUAUCUCUCGAAACAUGUUCAGCGGGCAUCAAAAGUCAGAAACUCAACAAUGAUUACUUUGCAGUAAAACUGUACUAGUAACAGCUGAUUAUUAUAAUUUCAAAUCUGAGCGUCGCUUAGUGUUAGUUAAAAAAUAAGACCCAAAUUCAGUUUUGGGAUUAUGGAGCUACUGAUUAAUUGUAUGUAACCAAGCUAUCUUGUUUUGCUAUUUUCCUUAUUUUGUAGUUUAUCUUUAGAUUUCCUUGUCUGGUUUUUAACCAGCGCUUCCUGAUGCUUUUUGAUUUGAACUAUUCGUCCGAUAUUGAAAUAAAUACCUUCAAUUUGCAGACAUAAUAAUCAAUGUGAACAUUCAAUUGUUCAGCAGGUUUCGUUUAGUCUCAUUGCUUUGUUAUUAAGUGCAGAAAAUAUUAAACAGCUGUAGUAUCUUCGAUGAGUUUUCCGAAGUUACGAAACAACCAUGCUCAGUGUAGGGUAGUGAGUUAGCGCUACUAUACAACUACUUCAGUAUUAGUUAUGACCAUCAUCGCAUUAUUUGCAUAUUCUGUUAGUUUAAUUUUUCACAAUUACCAAAAAACUUAAUUAAUUCUGUUAAUUUAACUUCCAUCGCCCAUUUGACAGACAAGUAUAUUCGCUAUCAAAGGGCGUAGAAUUGUAAUAGACUUUUGUUAAUGAUCAUCUGCGAGUUAAAUUCGAUGUGUUAAUGCUACUAUUUCGUGCCAUUUGAAAUAAGCAAAGCAAUCAGUGAAGCUAAUACGUUUUACAUGUUACCUGCAUUUCUUUCUCAGGUUCUCUUAGUUUCUUUUUGAAAUAAAAGUUUCAACA
Messenger RNA from Symsagittifera roscoffensis, 1968 nucleotides. RefSeq lists its product as uncharacterized. The record is from RefSeq and is a predicted model, not a curated record. Bases 55 to 690 code for a protein of 211 amino acids. Lineage: Eukaryota; Metazoa; Xenacoelomorpha; Acoela; Convolutidae. The transcript is spliced from 3 exons. Gene Ontology annotation, biological process: mRNA stabilization; female meiosis I; meiotic cell cycle. Gene Ontology annotation, cellular component: cytoplasm; nucleus.